Messenger RNA from Eurytemora carolleeae, 2058 nucleotides. Its product is annotated as regulator of nonsense transcripts 3A. Gene Ontology annotation, molecular function: mRNA binding. Lineage: Eukaryota; Metazoa; Arthropoda; Copepoda; Calanoida; Temoridae. The coding region runs from base 26 to 1984 and encodes 652 amino acids. The record is from RefSeq and is a predicted model, not a curated record. Gene Ontology annotation, cellular component: nucleolus; cytoplasm. The transcript has 6 exons. Gene Ontology annotation, biological process: positive regulation of translation; nuclear-transcribed mRNA catabolic process, nonsense-mediated decay.
AUUUUUAUACUUCUAUUUCAGAAGGAUGGGAAUGGAGGAGAAUAAUAAGGAGACUACAGGAGAAGAGAGAGGAAAGGAUAAGAAAAAAAAUACAUUCAACUCGAAAAUUGUUGUACGGCGUCUACCCUGGAGCAUGACUGAGACGGAGUUUUUAAACUGUAUAGAUCCUGUACCGGAACAUAAUUAUUUUAGGUUCGUGAAAGCUGAUUAUAGUUUUGAGCAAGAUGCCGCUACAAGAGCUUACAUCAACUUCGUCAAUCCUGACGAUAUAUUUGUGUUCCAGGAGAGAUUCGACGGAUAUGUUUUUGUCGAUAAAAAAGGAAACGAACACACGGCAGUUGUUGAGUUUGCUCCGAACCAGAAGAUUCCGUCCGGGAAGGAGAACCGGAGAAAGGAUCCCAAACUGAACAGUCUGGAACAGGACCCAGAUUAUCUCAGGUUUAAAGAGAACCUGGAAAAUCCACCUGAGAUUGGGAUGCCAACAAUUGAGCAGGUUUUAGAGGAAAUAGAGAUUAAAGAACGAGAGAUUAAAGCUGGACGCGGACUGGAGAAUCAAACCACGCCCUUGAUCCAAUUUAUGAAAGAGAGGAAGGACGAGAAAAUCAAGAAGAGAGAGGAUCAAAGGGAAACCAGGAGGAAAAGAGACGAAGAUCGGAAAAAGAAACACGAGGAGGAAAGAGAGCGAAGGAAGGAAUUGAGAGAAAAGGAAAUUCGAGAUCGGGAAAGGAGAGACCGGGAUAGAGAAAAAGAUUACAAGGAGAAGGAUUACAAGGAGAAGGAUUACAAGGAAAAGGAUUACAAGGAAAAGGAUUACAAGGAGAAAGAUUAUAAGGAUAAAGAUUACAAAGGGAGAGAUUUUAAGGAAAGGGAACAACGUGGCAGAGAUUACAAGGAAAAAGAAGAUACGGAGAACAAUUCAAAGAAAGACGAAAGUUAUUACGAGGAGAAAGAACGAAAAAUCCGCGAAAAAAGAGGAUUGGACAGAGAUAAGAAAAAAGAACGUGAGGAGAGAGAAAAGGAAAGGUUUAGGAGAAAGGAGGAGGAGCGGCAAAGGCGACGCGAUGAGAAAAGAGAGAAAUACAAGCUGGAAAGAGAAAAAGAUGUUAGCGAAGACAAGGUUAUUGAGGAGAUGGAGAUUUCAUCAAAGCCAGAUAAACCUACGGAACCUGAAUAUGAUCCUGAUCCUGACACUGCUACAGGAGAAACUUCAUCUAAGCCUAAGCGGUACUCGGAUAAACGAAAAGAGGAAAGAUUACGGAAGGAACGGGAGAGACUGGAAAAACUGAGAAAAAAGUCCAAAGUUCUAGAUUGUUCCGAAGUUUCCGAGAAACAAGAAAAGGAAUCUAGUUUUGAAACUAAAGAUAAUAAAGAUGAACUAGAGGUUACGAAGGUAGAAAUAUUACCAAGAAAGGUCGAAGUGGUUCAUUUAGAUGAGGAAGAGAAAGACGAAGCCGCGGAGAAGAGAGAAAAGGAACGGAAGGAAAGGCGAGAGAAGGAAAAAGAAGAAAGGAUGGAGAGAAGAAGAGAACGGGAUUUGAAGGCAAAACGAAAUAAGGAAAGACCAGAUAUGCAGAUUUACCGACCAGGAAUGGGAAGAUUUAGCAGCAGGACAAUUAGAAAGGAAAGUCCGAAAACAAGUCCCGAAGAGAGCAGAGAAACAAGUCCGUCAAGGAAGAAUAAAUCCGAUCCUAUAGAGAGACGGGGUCAAGAUGGUGUCUCUGGACAUCGGUACAAUACAAGAGAAAAUAUCAGCAAAGCUUUAAAGAUUCAACGAGAGCGGAGAGGAUCCAGGGAGGAAAAAGAAGAGAGGGAAGGGAAAAGUCCGAGUGAAGAUAAUUUAGACCCUCAAAUAUCAGCCGGAAGCUCUAGGAAUGAUAUCUCGGAUCAGCAAGAAAGAUCAACGUCCUCUAAACCUGAAGAGAUCAAAUAUGAAACUAAACCCGGAGAAGACAGCCGUGGCGCAGAGAAAUCAGAUCAAGAAUGAAACAUGAAAAGAAUUUAUGUGAACUAUAUUUGUUGAGUUGAAAAUACAUUCUGAUAAAUAUUUUGUUUUCCAAG